AGGAGGGAGGGAAGGAGGGAGCGGAAUUAGUCAGUGAUAGAGGGGAGGAGAGGAGGAGAGGCGGCGGGUUGUUCUGCCGAAGUGGACGUGGCGGGUCCGGCGGAGUUAGCUACAAGUGACGGACAGCGGACCGAACCGAGGCGGCCAUGAAUCGGACCACCCGCAGGCUGGUCCCAGUCAGGUGUGGGUGGUGACGCCGUUGGACUCCCAGAGGAGGCUCUCAGGGACACACCCCCUACCUCCUGGCCCCUCCUCUCUCAGGACAGGUAGAUCUCUUCAGCGGCAGAGGGGGGAGCGGAGGAAGGAGUCAGGGAGGAGGAAGUGGAGGAGGAUCUCAGCGAUACUUCAGGUGUUGGAACAGAGUGAGGUGAGGAGGGUUAUCUCCGCCCUCCACCAUGACGGACUUGGAGACCGAGUGUCUGAGCCUCAGCCUGCCCCCCGAGUGCGGCUCCCCUCCGCCGCCCCUGGACCCCUCCCUGCAGGUGGACUGCGGCCCGGGGCCCGCCUCCUCGGCCCCGACGCCCACCCUGGCCCUCCUCUCCUCCGACUGCCCGACGCCGACGCUCAGCUCACUGGCGGCGGAGAUCGCCGAGCCACUGGUGAUGUUGCCAUGUGUGAAGAGCGAGCCGGAGGAUGGGGACCUGGAACCCAUCAGGACCGUGGACCUGUCAGAGAUCCAGCCGCUGUCCACUGCUGAGCUGGGCCAGGACCAGAUCAAGAUGGAGAUCAGCGGCCUCGACUACAUCAAGUCCGAGCACCAUGGUCACCACGGCAACCAUCACCUGGGCCCAUUUCACCACGGCGAUGUCACAGAGCUGGACUACAAGUCGCACUAUGAGCCCAGCUCUGUGUUCGACUACAUCUCCCAGGUGACAGAUACUUUGGAGUACAUUAAAUCGGACCACCAUGUGGACCUGCAGUGUUACUACACCACUGAGUUGAGCUCCCUGAAGUCAGAGUACCCAGAGUCCAACACCAUGUCCACUCACCUGCAGCACAAUGGCCUGGAGUCCAUCCACAUGGCCGAGCUCCGCACCGAGCUCAACAAGCUCCGGCCCGAUGCCCUGUUGAUGGAUGGCAUGGGCAAACUGGACCCUGAAUUUGGAGGGGGGGCACUGUAUGAGCUGCAGCCAGCUGAGGACAGGAAGACGUCCACCGAGGCGACAGCAACUGGGCAGUCUGGAGCGAGUCUGGUUAUCACAACCAAAACCCAGUGCCCGACGGUGAGGAAACCUCGUAACAUGCAGGGGGAGAAGCCUUUCUCCUGCACACAGUGCGGGAAGAACUUCAGCACGCUGGGAAACCUCAAAACCCACCAGCGCAUCCACACCGGGGAGCGACCGUACACCUGCUCGCAGUGUGGCAAGAGCUUCGGCCAGGCGGGAAACCUCAAACGACACCAGCUGAUCCACACGGGCCAGAAGCCGUACGUCUGCGCCCACUGCCCCAAAGGCUUCACCAAGGCAGACGACCUGCGAUCGCACCAGCGGCUGCACACCGGCGAGCGCCCGUUCAUCUGCAUCACCUGCGGGAAGAGCUUCGGCCAGUCGAAGGAGCUGAAGGCUCACCAGCUGAGCCACACGGGUGAGCGGCCAUACUGCUGCCAGCACUGCGGCAAGAGCUUCACCAAGGAGACCAGCUACCGCAACCACGUGCAGAUCCACACGGGCGAGAAACCCUUCACCUGCUCGCAGUGCGGAAAGACUUUCAGCAACUCCGGCGUCUUAAAAACCCACGAGAAGAUCCACACGGGCGAGCGGCCAUUUGGCUGCACGCAGUGCGGGAAGAGCUUCGGCCGCCUCGGGCACCUGAAGGCUCACCAGCAGAUCCACACGGGGGAGAGGCCGUACGCCUGCCCCCACUGCGGGAAGACUUUCAGCCAGUCGGGUCACCUCAAAGCACACGAGCAAAUCCACAAACGGGAGCGAGCGGACACGGCCAGCACCAGCAGCAGCAGCAGCAGCACCAUGGGCAGUGACAGUAGCUAAAACAAACUCCAUACCCUUUAACCUCGCGGAAAAACAAAGUAUUAUUCCUUUUUUAUAAAUACUAUCUAUAAAUUUUUUUCCUUAUGAAUUUUUUCUUACAUUUUCAUACCUUUUGUGCUCUUUUUGCAUUAUAUAUGUGGGCAGGGUGGACUCUGACUGAUUUGCUCUUAUGCAAGUGUCUGUGUGUGUGCACAUGUUAUGUACUGUGUGUCUGUGGGUGGGUGUGAUACUGAGGGGCUUGUAGAUAAUCUUUAAACUGGUCUGUCUGAGCUGUACUGAGGGUAGACUCUCUCUCUCUCUCUCUCUCUCUCUCUCUCUCUCUCUCUCUCUCUCUCUCUCUCUCUCUCUCUCUCUCGAGGACCAAGUACCAGUACUUAUUUUUUGAGUACUUACUGAUACACAAGCACAAAUACUUCAGUGGCCAAGUUUGAGUACUUUCUUAGUUUUUUAUUACUGAGACUGACCAGGAGCCUGUUUACUGAUAAUGAUCCAUCUCAAACUUUAUUCUUUUUUUCCAAUGCUUUAAAAUGUUUGCACGAGUUUCCUGACGUGUUACCUCAGAGCGAGCGCAGGUACAAGAGGAAGAGCUUCAUUGACGUCAGCUGAGUACACUUUAAAAUAUUUGUUAUACUUUAUGUAUUAAACAUACAUAUGUCAGAAAGCAGAAGAGUUUGAAACAACAUAAAGACAUUUUUGCUUUAUCAGAGAAUAAACAGAGUAUCUUUAGAGUUUCGUAGAUUGAACGAUUGAUCGGUUAAUCAUGAACAUGAUCAGCAGGUUAAUCAAUGAUGAAAGUAAUCAUUAUUUUACAGACCUGAUUCUCUUUGAUGUGCUGAAAGGCACUUGUGAUCUUUUAUAAAUGCUAAAUUGUAUACGCUGAUAUAUCCAUAGGGAUGGGUUCUAGCGUUCUGAUGCUCAGCAUCAAGAUAAUAUUAGACUGUUGGUGAAGAUGAUUAUUUUGGCACUGCUAAAGGAAAAAAAAGAAUCUUUCAUUGUGAAAUUAGUGAUUUGAUUAAAUUUGAGAUAAAAUGUAAUUUAACAGAAGACAGCAGUGUAGACUUAAACAUGAACAAAAAACAGAACUUUAGUAAAACAUCAAGUUUUGUUUAUUCCUUCAUUUUAAGAAGCUCUGAACCUGCUGUGAUCGUUAACGCCGUUGGGAAACUCGUUAGCUUAAGAAGGUUGAUCAGAUGGAUGUUUUUGGUGAACGGCGCCUGGUUCGGAUUGCUCAGUAGUAAAAGUACUUCAACUCUGGGGACAUUUCAGUCUUUUGCCAACAAAGUGCAAGUACUUUUUGAGUACUUGCUUCCAGUUUACUAGUAUUUUACUUACAGGUGUGGGUACUCGCAGGCAUACACUCUGUUACUGUAUUGUUAAAAAUCUGAUGAUAUAAUUUUGAUAUUUGUUAUUGACCAGUAUUGAUUGAUCAGGACAUACCACAGUGACUCUCUUUGUUGUUUGAUAAUCGGCUGAUACGACAUCCCUUUAGUUUUUGUAGCAGAAAAAUUGAAAUCAUUCCAGCUCCAACAGGACCAAACACAUCAGCACAAAGGAACCCAACCCCCAAACCCCCCGUCCAGAUCGCUCACUGUGUACAAAUCUUCUAUUGAUAAUGUCAUUCCUAAAAAAAUUAAUAAAAUUAUUCAGAAAAACAAACAGGAGCAAAAAAAGACAAAGGUGAUGCAGCAUCUUGUACUGGAAGAAGAAUUAUUAAAGAAACUAAUGGCA
This is a messenger RNA of Lates calcarifer (barramundi perch), 3716 nucleotides long. RefSeq lists its product as uncharacterized. The transcript has 3 exons. Bases 396 to 1988 code for a protein of 530 amino acids. The record is from RefSeq and is a predicted model, not a curated record. Gene Ontology annotation, molecular function: RNA polymerase II cis-regulatory region sequence-specific DNA binding; DNA-binding transcription factor activity. NCBI's taxonomy places the organism in Eukaryota, Metazoa, Chordata, Actinopteri, Centropomidae. Gene Ontology annotation, biological process: regulation of transcription by RNA polymerase II.